GCCAACCAUUUAUACCCCUAUCGCCCUCCCUUCCUUCCCCAACCCACGCACGCAGCCUCACUAGGGUUUUAUCGGCGGCGGCGGCGAGAUGGUGCAGCGCCUCACCUACCGGAAGCGUCACAGCUACGCGACCAAGUCCAACCAGACCCGGGUCGUCAAGACCCCUGGUGGGAAGCUUGUGUACCAGUACACGAAGAAGAGGGCGAGCGGGCCCAAGUGCCCCGUCACCGGGAAGAAGAUCCAGGGGAUCCCCCACUUAAGGCCUGCUGAGUACAAAAGGUCCAGGUUGUCUAGGAACCGCAGGACUGUGAACCGUCCAUAUGGUGGAGUACUCUCUGGAAUUGCUGUUAGGGAGAGAAUCAUCCGUGCUUUCUUGGUUGAGGAACAGAAGAUUGUCAAGAAGGUCCUGAAAAUACAGAAAACCAAGGACAAGACAGCUGCAAAAUAGAGCUCCAGGAAUGGAAGCCUAGCACUGUUUUGUACACUGCGAAAAGUAUUUUUGGUGGAUGGAAAAUCUAGUUGCCUUGUGUUGAGCAUUUAGCAUGUGAGACAUACCUGUUGAAGUGUUGAGUUUAGAGAGUCUGGACACUGGAAUAUCCCUUUCACCUUUGAAUUGUUGGAAUAUUGGGACAUCUGUUCCCCAAGUUGCUUUGUUAUGAAUUCAGACCAUAUCUGGGUAAGAUCAGCUUGUCGAAUACCUUGUGGCUUGUAGCAACUUUUUCGUCCAUGUUGCUUCUUGUUGCUCUUCAUUUCCAUUCUAUUUCUUGCA
Molecule: messenger RNA, 769 nt
Organism: Sorghum bicolor (sorghum)
Lineage: Eukaryota; Viridiplantae; Streptophyta; Magnoliopsida; Poales; Poaceae
Product: 60S ribosomal protein L34
Exons: 4
Coding region: 89-448 (119 amino acids)
Biological process (GO): translation; ribosome biogenesis
Cellular component (GO): ribosome; cytosolic large ribosomal subunit
Molecular function (GO): structural constituent of ribosome
Source: RefSeq, a predicted model, not a curated record